CGCCACCGGAAAGGGCGGGAAGCGCUCCCUCCCCGAAUUCCGGUUCCGGCUGCGCGGGGCAGGGCGGGAAGAGGGCGCCAUCAGCGGUGCGGAGCCGCAACCCUGCAGACAUGUCGAUCGGAGUGCCCAUCAAAGUCCUGCACGAGGCCGAGGGCCACAUCGUGACAUGUGAGACCAACACGGGAGAGGUUUACCGGGGGAAGCUUAUCGAAGCUGAGGACAACAUGAAUUGUCAGAUGUCCAAUAUCACAGUGACAUACAGAGAUGGACGAGUGGCACAGCUUGAACAGGUGUACAUCCGGGGAAGCAAGAUACGGUUUCUCAUUUUACCAGACAUGUUGAAGAACGCUCCUAUGCUGAAGAGCAUGAAGAAUAAAAACCAGGGGUCUGGAGCAGGGCGAGGAAAAGCAGCUAUUCUCAAAGCUCAAGUGGCUGCGAGAGGAAGAGGCCGUGGUAUGGGCCGGGGCAACAUCUUCCAGAAGAGGAGAUAAUUUUGGUCUUCAGUGUCAUGCUUUUUUACUAAGGGAUGUUAACUUGGCUACAUGUGCAUUGGUAUUGGUUUUGUUUAAUAAAUGUUUCUGACAAAAACUCGUCUGCUCUUGUAUGACAGGGCAAAUACUCAGUAGGUUGACUGCAAAUUUAAAAUUACUUUGUCUGGAGAGGAGUGGACUUGGUAUCUGGAAUUGACUACUUUGUAUUUGUGUGGUUGAGUUUUAAAGAUCUUCAUGUUCCUUUCUUGUUUAGUUCUGUUCUCAUUUAUUCUCUAAAGAAUUAGAAGGUGUUGUUGAUGAAGAAUUUUUAAAUGGUGUGUUUUAAUGUAGUAUCAGCCACUGCAUUUAUGGAAUAUAGGGGCAAAGCACUAUGUUCUGCUCCCUGUGGAUCUACAGUAGAUAGAGGUCCAUCUUCAGAGCUGUACAUCGCACUCUUAUUCUUGCAUUUCUUAUGUUUCCCCUUGGGCAAAGGGAGGAUUUUUCAUUUGGAACACACACCUUUGAUAGCCUGAGUCUAUAUUUGCACCUACACACAGUCCUGUCGAAGGUCAGCGGAUCCACCUAAGCCAAAUGUAGCUGUAACUUGAUUUUGCUAAAAGUGUGACUGACUUAAAGGGUUUAAACAUAACGGUUCUAUUCCUCACUUCCCUGCAUACAGUCAGUUAUCAGUCUGUACCUGUAGGAACAUCUUGUCUUGCUUUUCUGCUGUGAUGCUGGGGAGGCUCCCUUCUGUGCAGACAUGAAAAUUGAAUUGAUGUAUCGAUUUGUUAAAUUGUCCGUAAAUAAAACUGUAUUUGGUCUCGCAUCAC
Messenger RNA from Cuculus canorus (common cuckoo), 1300 nucleotides. It is a transcript of the gene SNRPD3, whose product is annotated as small nuclear ribonucleoprotein D3 polypeptide. Gene Ontology annotation, biological process: RNA processing; spliceosomal snRNP assembly. Gene Ontology annotation, cellular component: U4 snRNP; U5 snRNP; commitment complex. Gene Ontology annotation, molecular function: RNA binding. The coding region runs from base 111 to 491 and encodes 126 amino acids. The transcript has 4 exons. NCBI's taxonomy places the organism in Eukaryota, Metazoa, Chordata, Aves, Cuculiformes, Cuculidae. The record is from RefSeq and is a predicted model, not a curated record.